This is a messenger RNA of Trypanosoma cruzi, 582 nucleotides long. RefSeq names its product mucin TcMUCII, putative. The record is from RefSeq and is a predicted model, not a curated record. The transcript has a single exon. NCBI's taxonomy places the organism in Eukaryota, Euglenozoa, Kinetoplastea, Trypanosomatida, Trypanosomatidae. The coding region runs from base 1 to 582 and encodes 193 amino acids.
AUGAUGACGUGCCGUCUGCUGUGCGCCCUGUUGCUGCUCGUCCUGUGCUGCUGCCCGUCCGUGUGCGCGACAGGGAGUGAAGAUAUAACUGAACAAAAAACCGUUUUAAAGGAUGACGAGGAAGGGGAACCAGGUCAGGUAACGGAUCCGCCAAGUACAACUCCUUCUCCACCAGAGAAAAACGAAGAAAGGAGAGGGACGGAGGAUUCACAAAACAUGGAGACUCUUGCGUCACUUACAACGAGUACAGUAACCGAAACACCACAGCCACCAAAUACUUCCAAUAAUACACAGGAUCAAGAUGAUGGGAAACCCACUACUGAAGAUGCAGUCAUUGAUAAGGCCAAUAUGUCAAAUAAACAAAAUAAGAAAACAUAUGCACCAACCACGACGACCACGACGACCACGACAACCACUACAACACAGGCACCAAGUAUUACGACUGCAGAGGCGCCAACCACGACGACCACCCGCGUACCGUCACGUCUUCGCGAAAUCGACGGCAGCCUCAGCAGCUCUGCGUGGGUGUGUGCCCCGCUGCUGCUCGCCGUAUCCGCGCUGGCGUACACCACUCUGGGCUGA